AUGUCUAUCACCACAACAGGGAGUUUGAGAAAAGAGAGAAAAUUGUGGUCUUGCUUACUAUGGACUAUGAGGGCGUUACCCAAAGGGGGUAACGGGACCGAUUUUAAAGAGAUCUUGACGGAAUUUUCUAACAGUUUUGAAAUACGAAGUGUUAAAUUUGGCAGCCCAGCUUUCUUGUUGCCCAAGCGGCUAAGACUCGGAGUAUUAUGGAUUCUAGUUCGCAAACACGUUCUAGUACAAAAAACCGAAAUGCGUGAAUGCAUAUCUAUUCACGGUGGACAAGCCGGAGUUCAGAUUGGUAACGCUUGCUGGGAGUUAUACUGCUUAGAACAUGGAAUCCAACCGGAUGGACAGAUGCCCUCAGACAAAACCGUCGGUGGCGGCGAUGAUUCCUUCAAUACAUUUUUCAGUGAAACCGGUGCUGGAAAACACGUCCCGAGAGCAGUUUUUAUAGAUUUAGAGCCUACUGUGGUUGACGAAGUCCGCACCGGCACCUAUCGGCAACUAUUUCACCCAGAGCAGUUAAUAACUGGUAAGGAAGAUGCCGCUAAUAACUACGCCAGAGGACAUUACACCAUCGGUAAAGAGAUAGUAGACCUUGUUCUAGACAGGGUCCGUAAGUUGGCCGAUCAAUGCACUGGACUCCAAGGAUUUUUGAUUUUCCAUUCGUUUGGGGGUGGAACCGGUUCUGGUUUUGCCUCUUUACUCAUGGAGCGCUUGUCAGUAGACUACGGCAAAAAAUCUAAGCUCGAAUUUGCAAUAUAUCCAGCUCCGCAAAUAUCAACAGCUGUCGUUGAACCAUAUAAUUCUAUAUUAACUACACACACUACCUUAGAACACUCCGAUGCUGCCUUCAUGGUGGAUAAUGAAGCUAUAUACGAUAUCUGCAGGAGAAAUUUAGAUAUAGAGCGUCCUACAUACACUAAUUUGAAUCGGUUAAUUGGACAGAUCGUAUCUUCAAUCACAGCGUCUCUGAGGUUUGAUGGUGCAUUAAAUGUGGACCUUACCGAAUUCCAAACAAACUUGGUCCCCUAUCCACGCAUUCAUUUUCCCUUGGUGACAUACGCUCCUGUAAUAUCUGCAGAGAAGGCUUACCAUGAACAACUUUCCGUGGCUGAAAUCACGAAUGCAUGCUUCGAACCGGCAAACCAAAUGGUAAAAUGCGAUCCCAGGCACGGUAAAUACAUGGCCUGCUGUAUGUUGUACCGCGGUGAUGUUGUGCCCAAAGACGUCAACGCUGCUAUAGGCACUAUUAAAACUAAGCGCACUAUACAAUUUGUCGACUGGUGUCCUACAGGUUUUAAAGUUGGUAUCAAUUACCAACCACCUACUGUCGUGCCUGGUGGGGACUUGGCGAAGGUGCAAAGAGCUGUCUGCAUGCUCUCCAAUACCACUGCUAUUGCAGAAGCUUGGUCUCGUCUAAACCAUAAGUUUGAUUUAAUGUAUGCCAAGCGUGCCUUUGUUCACUGGUAUGUCGGCGAGGGUAUGGAAGAGGGAGAGUUUUCGGAGGCUCGCGAGGAUUUGGCUGCUCUGGAGAAGGAUUACGAAGAAGUUGGCAUGGACUCCGGAGAAGGGGAGGGCGAAGGUGGCGAAGAAUAUUAA
This is a messenger RNA of Danaus chrysippus (African queen), 1602 nucleotides long. NCBI's taxonomy places the organism in Eukaryota, Metazoa, Arthropoda, Insecta, Lepidoptera, Nymphalidae. The record is from the annotation of a GenBank genome assembly.